UCUUCCAAUGGCAAGGUGCUUUAAUUUGACAGCAUCGGGAAACUGGUGUCUCGCGUUCGUUUUCCGAAGUUCCGGCCUCCGCUCGACGGUCACCGACCUCGGCGACGGCACAAUCAUGCACUGCUGGGUCCCCAAGACCCGUAAACCCACCAAACCUAACUUGGUCCUCAUCCACGGAUUCGGAGCCAACGCAAUGUGGCAAUGGAGCGAAACAAUCCGAGUCCUGAUCUCCCACUUCAACAUCUACGUUCCGGACUUGAUCUUCUUUGGUGACUCGUUCACGACUCGACCGGAGAGGUCGGAAUCGUUCCAGGCUCAGUGUGUAAUGCGAGUCAUGGAUGUUAACUCAGUGGACAAAAUGACUGUGGUGGGGUUGAGCUACGGUGGGUUUGUGGCGUACAGUAUGGCGGCGCAGUUCGAAGAGAGGAUAGAGAGGGUGGUGAUAUGUUGCGCCGGGGUAUGUUUGGAGGAGAAAGAUUUGACGGAGGGGUUGUUUCCGGUGGGGGAGGUGGAGGCGGCGGCGGACAUUUUGGUGCCGCAGACAGCGGAGAAAAUGAGGGAAUUGAUGCGUUUUACUUUUGUAAAGCCACCCAAGAGAUUGCCGACUUUCUUCCUCAAUGACUUCAUUCAGGAAAUGUGUACACAAUACGUAGAGGAGAAGAAAGAGUUGAUUAGAGCCAUCCCAAAAGACAGGAAACUCUCGGACCUUACCAAGAUUACUCAGCCGACCUUAAUAGUCUGGGGAGAUCAAGACAAAAUAUUCCCAUUAGAACUCGGUCAUAGAUUAAAAAGGCAUUUGGGAGAGAAAGCUCAGCUAGUAAUCAUCAAGAACACAGGCCAUGCUUUCAUUUAUGAGAAACCCAGACUGUGCCACAAACACUUGAAAUCCUUCCUCAUUGUUUCGGCGGCCCCUCCUCCUCCUACAAGCCCUCUUCCUAAUUUGCAGAAUGGCAAAUGAAUUACCAGCUGCAGAAUCAUUGGUGGAUCGAAUAUUUAACUUGGGUUUUCUUUCUUCAGAACCAAAGGGAGAAAGGUAGAUAUCAAACCCAGAAAUUGUUGUCUCUAGUUUUUUGUAACCUUUCAAAUACAGUUCAAUCACCAAGUAUUACCCAAAGAUUGCUUUUCAAGCUCUCACCAUAUUUAAGAUACAUUCUACUAAACCCCCCACACACAUUUAAUGAUUACAUAAUAUAUACAAACGAUUUAGAAUCCGC
Ilex paraguariensis (yerba mate) is the source of this 1214-nucleotide messenger RNA. The record is from the annotation of a GenBank genome assembly. Lineage: Eukaryota; Viridiplantae; Streptophyta; Magnoliopsida; Aquifoliales; Aquifoliaceae.